Messenger RNA from Plasmodium fragile, 1275 nucleotides. RefSeq lists its product as uncharacterized. Bases 1 to 1275 code for a protein of 424 amino acids. NCBI's taxonomy places the organism in Eukaryota, Apicomplexa, Aconoidasida, Haemosporida, Plasmodiidae. The transcript has a single exon. The record is from RefSeq and is a predicted model, not a curated record.
AUGGCAAGUCCUAACAGAACUGUACCUCACAAUGGAAUAGCAGGUCACAACCGAAUGGCAACACACAGCGGAAUGGCAAGUCCUAACAUAACUGUACCUCACAAUGGAAUAGCAGCUCACAACCGAAUGGCAACACACAGCGGAAUGUUAUAUCCGAAUAGAUCUGCCACGCACAAUGGAAUGGUAUCUCCAAAUAGGGUCGCCAUGCACAACGGAAUGGUAUCUCCAAAUAGGGUCGCCAUGCACAACGGAAUGGUAUCUCCAAAUAGGGUCGCCAUGCACAACGGAAUGGUAUCUCCCCAUAGAAUCGCAGCGCGCAAUGCAAUGAUAGUUCCCAAUGGAAUAGGAGCUCACAACGACUUUGCCAUAUACGACGAUAUCGCAAUAUACAACAACAUCGCAGAGGUCGACAGAGUGGUGGGGCAAGGCGAAUACACGAAUGAAAACCCAUCUCCAAAGGAAUCCGUGACUGAUAAUGGCACUGCAAUUGUAGGUUUAAACGCUUCACAAAGAAACAUGGAGGACUCGCCCGCACAAGGUAAUACACAUAGUGAGUCAACACCAGCAAAUGCAAUGAACGCGGUCGUCGCAGAAAACGAGAACCACAGAGACAGUGCAGACAAUUCGGACGAUAUAUUAAACGGCAUCAGAGCGAGAUACAACGACUUUUUACACAUAUGCUUCUUAAAAAACGAAAACAUGCCAGCUGUUAGGGAUGAGGACGAGGCAUAUCUCGAUGUAUACAAUGGUAAUUAUUUGAGUGACACUGAUUAUUCGUGCGACGAGUCCGUAGGCGAUUUCGGAAAAAUGUGGGAAAAGGGAUUGACAGAGGAAGAGAAAUUUAUUCUUCGACGCAUGGAGGAAGUCUUGGAAGACGUAAAGGAGGACGACGUGAUUUCCCAGCCAGAUUACCGAAUGACAAAUGGGCAGAAUGGGUUGAAUGCGCCAAAUGGGCUGAACGGGGCAAAUGGGCUAAAUCGUCGCUGUAACUGUAAGAGAAACCACAGAAUUGCCUUUCAACAUGACAGCAGAGGUGCUCUCCAAAAUGGUGCCCAAAUAUAUCCCGCAAGUGCACUUGAAAAUGCACGUAGAAGUGGCUUUCAAAAUGGCCUCGAAAGGGUGUUGAACGGGGAAAAUAGAAAUGCGCACGCGAACGAGCACUUUUAUAAUAACGAGAACUAUUAUAACGAGCACAAUAUGGCCAACGCACAAAGCUAUGAACAAAUGGAGAGAAACAUGAUGAAGCGGCAGAAGAUAUUCUUGCCGCGACAAUGA